AUGGUCAACGCAAUGAGGAAGAAUGUCAUGUCGCGGCGCAACCACCGCGAGCGUGCCCAGCCGCUGCACCGCGCCAAGCUCGGUCUCCUCGAGAAGCACAAGGACUAUGUCCACCGUGCCCGCGACUACAAGUCCAAGAAGGACCGCAUCAAGAAUCUCCGUGAGAAGGCUGCGUUCCGCAACAAGGACGAGUUCUACUGGGGCAUGGUCAAGGGCAAGACCAAGGGCGGUAUCCACAUCCAGGACCGCGGAAACGAAGCGCUCUCCACCGAUGUCGUCAAGCUCCUCAAGACCCAGGACUUGGGCUACAUCAAGGUCCAGAUUGCGCAGGACGAGAAGAAAAUCGCAAAGCUGCGUGCCGAGCUCGAGGUGACUGCCCCGGUCGCUGGCCCUAGCUCUGAGUGGACCGCCGCGUCUGAGCUUGCCGAGGUCGAGAAGCUGGCCGAGAUGGGUGUUAUAGUGCGCCCAUCGUCCAGUGCAUCCCGCAAGGGCAAGGGCAAGGAUGUUCCCAGCGGUCACGUCGUGUUUGUCGAGGCCAAGGAGGACUUCGACGCGUACGGUGACGACGACGACAACGAGACCGAGGAGACCGCCGAGGCCGAGGAGGCAGUGGAUCUCGGAUGGCUUGCCCCCGAGGCGCCAAAGAAGAGGAGGAAGGCGAAGGCACCUACUCCCCCACCAGCCGCGCCCGAGGACACGACCGACGAGGCGAGGGAAUACCGAAUGGAGCUGCUGGGCAAGCUGUCUGGUCUUCUGGGACGUGUGCGGGUGCUGCGACAGGCUGAGGGCCGCAUGGAGACCACCAAGGGUCUCAUGGGCAAGGGUGCGGCGCGUCGUGUGCGCGAUGCCGGGUUUGUGGAGGACGAGACGGUGGCCGAGGACCGCAACGGCGACCGCAAGCGGUUCGAGGGCAAGCAGUGGAAGUUCAAGCUGGAGCGCAGGAAGUAA
Apiotrichum porosum is the source of this 948-nucleotide messenger RNA. RefSeq lists its product as uncharacterized. Bases 1 to 948 code for a protein of 315 amino acids. Gene Ontology annotation, biological process: rRNA processing. The transcript is spliced from 5 exons. The record is from RefSeq and is a predicted model, not a curated record. NCBI's taxonomy places the organism in Eukaryota, Fungi, Basidiomycota, Tremellomycetes, Trichosporonales, Trichosporonaceae. Gene Ontology annotation, cellular component: nucleolus; small-subunit processome.